AUGUCAGGAGGAAGAGGAGGGAGACAACCUGAUAUAGGGUGGACGUACGGUCAGCCCAUUUCCGAUAAUCGAUUCGGGAGUAUUUGUGAUUUAUGUGACCAUGUAUCGAGGAGUGGUGGGAUAACCCGCCUAAAGAAGCAUUUAGCCGGAGGGUAUCGCAAUGUUGCGGAUUGCCCUAAGUGCCCAAAGGAUGUGCGAGAACAGAUGAAAACCAUAUUGAAAAAAAAUGUGAAGUCAAAAGAUGAACGACAUGUGCGGGAGAGGGAGAUUAAGGAGGAGUUGGGGCGGCCGCCAUAUGCAAGUGAGGAUGAUGUAGUGGAUCUUGAUAAUGAUGAUGAUCCCGAAUAUAGACGCGCAAUUCAAGAGUCCAUACGGGAUCAGUGGGAGAGGGAUCAGAAUAGGAGGUGGGACACAAGUAGGCCUAGAUUUGAGGGGUCUAUCCAUGAGCGUGGUGGGGGGAGUGGAGCAGGGAAGAGUGUUAGGGGUGGAUCGAGGGAGGGUAGUAGGCGGGGAGGAAUAUGGGGCAUGGGCAGGAGUAGUAGCAUGCGGGUGCCGGAUCUACCUUCAGAUCCGAGGAUGUACAAAGAGGCAGGAGGGACACAAAAGAAAAUAAAGGAGAUGCUUAGUGGAGGGGAUGUAAGGAAAAAAGUUAAAAAAUUUAUAGCGAAAUUUUUUAUAUACGAUCAAAUCCCCGCAAAUGUCGCUGCAAGCCCGCACUUUAAAAAUAUGAUUAGUGAAGUGCAGCGUGGGGGUGAGGGUGUGCAGCCGCCCACACCCGCACAGAUUAUGGGGAAAUACUUGGAUGAUGAACAUACAGAAAUGAAAACAUACGUUGAUUCGUAUCGGCAGUCAUGGGAGAUGGGACGGGCGGUGUUCCUAAAGAGUAUAGAUGUGAGUAGUAAGAUUAAGGAUUAUAACUACAUUUACAAACUAAUGCACAACGUCAUGCAAGAUGUUGGGAGGAGAAAUAUUGUGCAGUUUGUUACGGAUAAUGGGAGUGCAUUUGUUAAGGCGGGAAAGGAUAUUCAGAGCAAGUAUCAUAUGUAUUGGACCCCCUGCGCAGCCCAUUGCAUCGAUCUCAUGCUGGAGGGGAUCGGGGAUAGGCCGUCGGUGAAGACUGUAAUUACUGAUGCACGACUCAUCACAAACUUUGUAUACAACCACAGCUGGUCAUUAGCCGCAAUGCGCAAGAGGUGUGGUGGGGAUAUAGUGCGCCCCGGAGCGACGCGGUUUGCCACAAAUUAUAUCGCCUUAAGUAGCCUUCUUAAACACAAACAGAGGUUACGAGAGCUUUUCGCCUCUCAUGAUUACGUAGAAUGGAAAAAAAGAUUAACGAAAGUAACCUAUAGAAUUGAGGAGCUGGUGCUAGGAAAUUCAUUUUGGGAUAAAGUGUGUGAUAUUGUGGGUAUUAUAGAGUCUAUUUAUGUGGUGUUGAGGAUGGUGGACAAUGAGACAAAUCCGUCAAUGGGGUUGUUGUAUCCGUCUAUACAGCUGAUGAAAGAACUAUCAUGGUUAAAGCUCUCAAUGCAUAUAAGUGGGUGCAUGCAAUAA
Messenger RNA from Magnolia sinica, 1551 nucleotides. RefSeq lists its product as uncharacterized. The transcript is spliced from 2 exons. The coding region runs from base 1 to 1551 and encodes 516 amino acids. NCBI's taxonomy places the organism in Eukaryota, Viridiplantae, Streptophyta, Magnoliopsida, Magnoliales, Magnoliaceae. The record is from RefSeq and is a predicted model, not a curated record.